Gracilinanus agilis (Agile Gracile Mouse Opossum) is the source of this 2388-nucleotide messenger RNA. It is a transcript of the gene SCEL, whose product is annotated as sciellin. Lineage: Eukaryota; Metazoa; Chordata; Mammalia; Didelphimorphia; Didelphidae. The record is from RefSeq and is a predicted model, not a curated record. Gene Ontology annotation, biological process: epidermis development. Gene Ontology annotation, cellular component: cytoplasm. Bases 1 to 2388 code for a protein of 795 amino acids. The transcript has 34 exons.
AUGUCAAAUAUUGCCUUGAGAAAACCAUCUCCUGGAAAUGAUGUGAAGAGUACUCCUCUGGGGACUGCACUGAGGCAACAAGGUUUUCAUGAAGUGAACAAGCGAAGGACUUUCUUACAAGAUAGCAGCUGGAUAAAGAAACGUCCUGAAGAAGAAAAAGACGAAAACUAUGGCAGAGUGGUGCUCAAUCGACAUGCUUCCCAUGAGGCUUUAGACAGGAGCAAAAAUGAAAAGAAUGAGCAGAAAGUCAAAAUUACUCGAUACAGAUCUGAUGACACCUUAGACAGGAUUUCAGAAAGAAAUGAUGCUGCUAAAGCUCAUAAGGCCAAUACCUUGGAUAACCGACUAACUAAUAGAGACAUGUCCCCUUUCAGAGCAUCAGAAGCAACAAAACCACCAUCUGGAGUUUCUUUCAACACUAGCACCACUAAAGGAACCUCUGCUGCUGCUGCUGCUCAGGUCACAACUCCUGUGAAGAAAAAGAGACAAUCUUGGUUUCCACCACCACCUCCAGGUUAUAACACCACCCAGAAUGCAGCAGGAAACAGAAGGGAACCAAAUUCUCUGCCCUCAAUACUUCCAAGGCCUUAUUCUCCAGUUCCAUCACCUCCACAGUCACAAAAGGAUAAUAUUAGGCAGAUAUGUCCUCCUAAACCAGGCAUAUCUUUGGAAGCCAACAGACCUGCUGAGAAAAAAACAAGAAGUCAAGAUCUAGAUGACAUCAUCAGAGUGGAUGCUGAUAAAAACGACAAAAGAAGUCAAGACUUGGAUGAUCUCAUCAAAAUGAACAAAAACAUGAAUAGGAACCAAGGCUUGGAUGGCAUUUUCAGAACAAAUGCAAAGACAGAACAAACUGAUAAAAAAAAUCAAGAGCUUGAUAAUCUCAUUAAAGUGAACCACAGAACUGACAAAAAUGGCAAAGGAAACGAAAAUCUUGAUGAUAUAAUUAAAGGGAAACCCAGGACUGAUGAAAAUGGCAAAGGAAACCAAGACCUUGACAAACUCAUCAGUGUGACGAUCCCUAAGGACAAAGAUGACAAAGGAAAACAAGGGCUUGACCAUCUAAUUAAAGUGAAUCACACAGCAGACCAAAAUGGAAAAAAAAGCCAAGACUUGGACAGUAUUAUCAAAGUGAAUCCCAGGACAGAUAAAAAUGGCAAAGGGGAUCAAGACCUUGAUAAUCUCAUCAAAGUAAAACCCAAUCAGAAUGAAAAUAAGACUAGAAAACAAGACCUUGAUAAUGUCAUCAAAGUGAAUACUGAAAGAAAUAAAACUACCCAGAGGGAUCAGGAGCUUGACAGUUACAUCAAAGAGAAUCCCUCAGCAAACAGAAAUAUUCCAGGGGGCUCAAACCUGGACAAUCUAAUUGAAGUGAAUCCUGCAAUCCACAGAAAUAGCCAUGGGGCCCAAGACCUUGACCAUCUCAUCAAAGUAAGCCCAAGAACAGGAAAAAGUGAUCAGGGAAACCAAGACUUGGAUAAUCUCAUCAAAGUGAAUCAACCAGUAAACAAACCUACUCCAGGGGGAGAAGGUCUUGAUAAGCUCAUCAGUGUGAACCCCAAAGCUGGCAAAAGUACCACAGGAAAUCAAGAUCUUGAGAAUUUCAUUAAAGUUAAUCCUGAAACUCUCAAAAACAAUCAGAGAAACCAAGAAGAUCUUGAUAAAUUCAUCAAAGUGACUCCUGAAGUUCUCAGAAACAAUCAGAGGAGCCAAGACCUGGAUAGAUUCAUUAAAGUGAAUCCAACAACUUUCAGAAAUAGCAAAAGGGACCAAGACCUUGACAAUCACAUUGAAGUUAAUUCUAAUAGAUAUAACAAGACUCAAAGCAAAUACCCAAAGGAUGGUUAUGAAGAAGGUAUCACUGGAAAAUAUAUACAAACAGUUUAUUCGACCUCUGAUAGGUCUGUCAUUGAAAAGGAUAUGUGUACCUAUUGUCGAAAGCCCCUGGGCUCAAAUACCAAAAUGAUCUUGGAUGAGUUACAGAUUUGCUGUCAUUCAACUUGCUUCAAGUGUGAAAUUUGCAAAAAGCCUCUGGAAAACUUGGAAGCUGGUGACAGUAUUUGGAUCUAUAAACACACUGUACAUUGUGAGCCUUGCUACUCCAAGGUUGUAGACCCCAAGCCCCGGAUCCGGCGCCGCCCUUUCACAGUUCACAGUUCCCUCUCAUCAAAGCGCAUCCCCCCCAACUGCUCCCACGCCACGCCACGCCCCCCACCCCCACCCGGCCCGGGCAAAAACCCGGAACCGCGGAUCCUAGCUCUUGAAAGCCCUGUGGGACCGGAGGGGGCUCCAUGCUGGCCCCCGGGCUCGGGCGGGCGGGAGGGAGGGAGGAGCGGCAGCGGCAGCAGCCCCAGCUCGCGGGGACGGUGGCCCUGGCCUCGGUUCUAG